AUGCUAUGGUACUGGAACGUAAAUGGUGGAGGACCUAGUGGUGAGACCCCUGCUAACUUUGAUGAUUUUCGCCCAUUUGCUAAAUUUACAAAGCCGACAAUGAAACAGUUUGGACAAAUGGAGCAAAUUUGCGGAGUCACAGUCAAUAGAGACAUCUACUCACUAGAAAAGUCAAAGCUCUUUCUUGCCGAGCUGAAGGAAAAGCAAAGCGAUGAACUGACUGUUGGCAGACUAGGCCAUGCAUUUACGGGAUUGUUAUCAGCUGCAUAAGGAACAUGAUCUCAAGAAAAGGACCAAUAAAAAAUCUGCAUUAUAGAGACG
Messenger RNA from Cylicocyclus nassatus, 321 nucleotides. The record is from the annotation of a GenBank genome assembly. Lineage: Eukaryota; Metazoa; Nematoda; Chromadorea; Rhabditida; Strongylidae.